AGUUAAAUUUUAAAAUGUCAAAAUUUCGACUUUACUCCGUCUGGGAACUGUCAUCUAAUUUUUCCUCCAAUCGGUAUUUCUCACAAUUAUUGUCAUCUCCAUGGUGUCAAGCAUCAGAGCAGCAAACAAGCAGAAAUUUAGCAACUAACACUGCUACUAAUAUUACAGAGGAUGAUUUAAUGAUUAGUGAAAGUUGCGUAAAACGAUUAAAAGAUAUUACUGAAGAUGGUACAUGCUUGAGGGUAACUGUUGAAGGUGGUGGGUGCUCAGGUUUUCAAUACAAAUUUGAUUUGGAUUCAAAUAUAAAUGACGAUGACAAAGUAUUUCAAAAGGACGGAGCUAAAGUUGUAAUUGACUCAACGUCAUUAGAGUAUGUUAAAGGUGCAACCAUUGAUUUUCAUUCAGAAUUAAUAAGAUCUGCUUUUAGAAUCAUAAAUAAUCCAUUGGCAGAACAAGGCUGUAGUUGUGGUGCUAGUUUUGCUAUUAAAGUUGAUUGA
Cotesia congregata is the source of this 497-nucleotide messenger RNA. The record is from the annotation of a GenBank genome assembly. Lineage: Eukaryota; Metazoa; Arthropoda; Insecta; Hymenoptera; Braconidae.